Molecule: messenger RNA, 3354 nt
Organism: Caenorhabditis remanei
Lineage: Eukaryota; Metazoa; Nematoda; Chromadorea; Rhabditida; Rhabditidae
Exons: 14
Coding region: 1-3354 (1117 amino acids)
Molecular function (GO): protein binding; ubiquitin-like modifier activating enzyme activity
Source: RefSeq, a predicted model, not a curated record
AUGAUGAUGCAACAGCACAUGCUCGGACCGUCGACUUCAUUAGGUGGUAAUAAUAAUUCUGCUCUCCAAUCAUCCGUCCUGUCAGACGGUGUCCUUCUGUCUCAUUCUCAACCUACACGAGAAGAGAUAAAGAAAAGUUUCGUGGCCGCAGACGGCGUCUAUCGAAUAGUUCAAUCGGCGGAAUUAUCGCGCCCUCGACCUCUUCCUCACUACCAAAUGGCGCCCGGACUCGGUGCGGCCGCUAAUCAGAUUGCAGUCGCAGGCUCGACAGUUCGCGUCAGUUUCCUCAACGCGGCGACGAAUUCGGCUGGUACGCCUGACACUGCAGCGGGUAGCUCCUCCUUCUAUGAAACACACAAAAAAGAACUGAACGGAUCUCCAACGCGACUAGAGGACAACGAGGACGCUGCGGACAUCAUUUGCUUCAAUGUCGGGAAGGAACUAUACGUCUACGGGUACAGAGGCACUCAAACCGAUACGGAUCUGUCUCGUCCUAUCGAUAAGCGAGUAUACAAGGGUACCUCACCAACGUAUCACAUAUUCAACCAGGAGACAGCUGGAACAGGCAGUUGCCAAUUGGUGAUUGGAUUCACGUUGGGUCAGCUACAAAUCAUCGACCCACUGGAUAAAACGACACCUGUUCCAACUAGUAAACUGUACAACGAGGAUCGUUAUAUCGACAAAACCUCUGUCACGUGUAUCCGUUUUCUCCCGGGAGAUUCAAAUAUAUUCCUAGCUUCUCAUGUAUCUGGAAAUUUGUAUGUUUAUGAUGAACGAGUAUCUGCAAGUAGCAGUAGUAGCAACGGUAGCUCACAGCCACCGCCAUGGAUUGUACAAAAUGAAGGAGAAAAGUACACAACAUACGGUUGGAAAUCAAAAAAUCCUCGAAAUCCCGUGACGAGGUGGCAAAUCGGUGAAGGGUCAAUUCAUCAGUUCAACUUUUCUGGUCCAGAUGCAAAAAUGAUGGCAACUGUUUCUCAUGACGGGUUUCUUCGCGUUUUCAUGUACGAAACACAGGAGCUGAUAGCAGUGAUGAAAUCAUAUUUUGGCGGGCUACUGACUCUUGCUUGGAGUCCUGAUGCAAAACUGAUUGCUACUGGCGGUGAAGACGAUCUAUUGACGGUUUAUAGUGUUGUACAGAAGAAGGUCGUUUGUCGAGGACAAGCUCACAAAAGUUGGAUUAGUCAGGUGCAAUUUGAUCCGUAUGUUGUUAGAAGAUCGAAAAAAGACUCGGAGAGCAAUGGAAUCGCACCGACGACGACUCUAGAUGAUGUGAGUAGAGAAGUGACUAUGCGAAGUGGCCCCUCAAGUAGUGGAGAACCAAGUUAUGGAAUUCCGAAAGCAGUUUCCACGUUAUCGAAAAGUUCUCUCGCUUCUUCGAAUACGAUAAAUGGAACACAGAAAGGAGAUGAAAUUGUCUAUAGGAUUGGAAGUGUCGGCCAUGAUACAUUCCUCUGUUUAUGGGAUAUCACUAACGAUAUGCUGAAUCAAAGCAAUCAUCGACGUCAUCGCAAUUCAACAAUCAUCGCUCCUCCAAUUGGUUUAGAUUGUCCCAGCAAUCAGAUGAUGGGAAGGCUUGAGGAUUUACCGGAAAUUUCACCGGGCGGUGCAGGAGGAUCAUCUACAGCAUCUGAUUCUCAACAUAACACACUCACACAGAAUCAGUCCGCCCCACAGGAGAAACCGAAGAAGAAGAGGUUCAACAGAAAAGCAUUUGGACUUGCCAAGUUUACUUCCGGAGGUAGCUCGAAUGCUAGUUCAAGUGGACAAAGAACGAAUACGUUGAGUGGUGCAGGGACCAGUAGCGAUGGCACCAGAAGAAACACUCCUGGCAUCACUUCUCAAAUCAGUUGCUGUAAGGAGACUCGUCUCUUGGGUUCAACGUUUUGUCCUGGUAUUCGAGAUGUUCCUAUCAUUGAGCCUCUAACAUGCAAGAAAGUGUCUCAUGAUCGUCUGACUGUUCUGGAAUUCCGAAAAGAUUGUGUCGUCACCGCUUGCCAAGAAGGAUUCAUCUGUACUUGGAGUCGUCCGUCGGAUAAAGACGACAUGAAACAAGAAGGUGUCAAUUCUACAGCCGCUGCCACUCCAGAAUCAGAACAAAAACCAUCAGUUUCUGCGACGGCUUCAUCAUACGGUUAUGGUUCAGAAAUGUCGAAUGGAAUCCCUCCAUCUCGUUCGUCAAGUGCCUACAGUAAUCACGAAUUACAACAACUACGUUCGCCUAAUGCCACAUCGCCUUCGUAUAGAGUAGCGGCAGCAAGUACUUCCGCUUAUCAUCGUCCAACAAUGACUAUCGAGCAGAGUGAGAACGUGGAGGUUAGCAAGCAGGAGCUGCAAAUCUACGAUCGGCAAAUUCGCCUCUGGGGAAUGGAGGCACAGACAAAGCUGAGAAACUCCAAAGUCCUCGUCAUCGGAGGCUCACAACUUGGCGCCGAAGUUGCCAAGACACUUUCAUUGGCAGGAGUCGAUGAAAUGCAUUUAGUCGAUCACAGAUUCGUGGAAAACUCGGAAAUCGGUGCCAACUUCUUGUAUGAUGCUUCGAUUGAUAACACAAGACUGACGAAAUGGGUUGCUGCGAAAAACUUUCUGACGAAUCUUAAUCGCAAUGUGAAACUUUUCAUUGUUGAAGACGAUAUUCUAUCGAAGUCUGACGAUGAAAUCGAAUCUUAUGUUCGUGGUUUCACUAUAGUCAUUGUUCUCGAUGAGACUUACACCAGAACGGCAAAGUUGAAUGCAAUUUGUCACAAGCACCAGAUCCGCUUCGUUGCUGGAGCAAUCUACGGAUGGGUUGGAUACGCAUUCUUCGAUUUCGAUGGACACUCCUUUUUGACAAAAGUCGAGGAUCCAUCGUCGCAAGGGAUGACAACACUUGAUGAUGAUCACAAAAAUAAUUCGACCGCUGUGGUUACAGUAGAAGAUGAACAAUUCGAGCAGAAAACCUACUCGUACCCAACGUUUUCCGCCGCUUUCAACUCGGAUUUCUCCUCGAAAAAAGCAAUGAGAAAGUGCAAAAGAGUCAUUCCAACUUCCUAUUUCCUCGUUAAAACCAUGUUGCGAGCUUCCAUGGACACCAGUCUCACUGGAGAUAUCGAUAAAGAUAUUGAGACAUUGACACCGAUUUGGAAGGAAGAAGUGCUCGACGGAAAUCAUACUAUCGAGAUGCAGCCAGUGCAACCUGAUAAAUUCGAUCACCUCUACCCACCGGAGUUCAGCCCAACCUCAGCCUGCAUUGGAGGAAUUAUCGGACAAGAGGCUAUCAAGACAAUCACCGAGGGAAAACUGCCGAUUCGAAACAUUUUCAUUUACUCUGCUCUCGACUCCACCGGAAUCGCCUGCGAUUUCCCACUGUCAUAA